Huiozyma naganishii CBS 8797 is the source of this 1041-nucleotide messenger RNA. Its product is annotated as aldo/keto reductase family protein. The record is from RefSeq and is a predicted model, not a curated record. The coding region runs from base 1 to 1041 and encodes 346 amino acids. Lineage: Eukaryota; Fungi; Ascomycota; Saccharomycetes; Saccharomycetales; Saccharomycetaceae. The transcript has a single exon. Gene Ontology annotation, cellular component: cytoplasm.
AUGUCCAAGGUUGAACAGAUCAGAAAAGACUUGAAUGAAAUCCAUACUGGGUAUGGGAUGAUGAGCUUGACAUGGGCCGCUAAAGUAGUCCCAGUCCAGCAAAGUCACGAGGCUAUGAAGAAAGUCGUCGACUUGGCCAUUGAAAACAAUACCAAGGCGUUCUUCAAUGUGGGCGAAUUUUAUGGCCCGGAUUUGGUGAACUUGAAACUGGUAAAAUCAUUCUUUGAAAAAUACCCAGAAUUGAGAAGCAAAGUUAUCAUCAGUUGCAAAGGUGCAUACAACAUUGAAACUUUCCAGGCAACUGGAAAGUAUGACGAAGUCAUUGCCAGUAUCAAACGGUGUUGUGAUGCAGUCGGUGGUUACAUCGACAUAUUUGAACCGGCUAGACUAGACCUUUCCAUUUUGAAGGAGGGCGAGGUGUAUCCAAGGGAAUCGUUCGAGGCUCAGGCCAAAAUGAUUGAGGAAUCGUUCAUCGGGGCAAUCUCCUUGAGUGAAGUCACUGGAGAACAGAUUAGAGCUGUUGCUAAGGACUGGGGCAAAUAUCUGGUCUGUGUUGAACUUGAGCUGUCCAUGUUCAGUAGAGACAUCUUGAUCAAUGGUACUGCGAAAGCGUGUAGUGACCUAAACUUGACAAUCAUCUGCUACUCGCCACUGGGGAGAGGAUUGUUGACCGGUACAGUGAAGGCCAAGGCACCUCCAAAGGGUGAAUUCAAGGCAAUGUUGAAGCGGUUCCAAGGUGAUGCCUUGGAACACAACCUGCUACUGGUACAAUUUCUACAGGAAGAGAUUGUUGACAAGCGCCCAAAGGACCAACAAAUCACUCUACCACAACUGGCCUUGGGUUGGGUUAAAAAAUGGCAGAGAUCUAAGACGUUCCCAGGGGCUAACUUCAUUCCAAUUCCUUCUGGAUCUUCUGCUUCAAGAGUUGCCGAGAACUUCGAUGAAGUUAAGGGCAAGAUUACAGAAGACGAAUUUGCCAAGAUUAACGAGUUUUUGGAACAUUUCGAAGUUAUUGGUGACAGAGAAGAGAUGAAUGUAUAG